Messenger RNA from Camelina sativa (false flax), 219 nucleotides. RefSeq lists its product as uncharacterized. The record is from RefSeq and is a predicted model, not a curated record. Gene Ontology annotation, cellular component: endomembrane system. Gene Ontology annotation, biological process: proteasome-mediated ubiquitin-dependent protein catabolic process. Gene Ontology annotation, molecular function: ubiquitin protein ligase activity. NCBI's taxonomy places the organism in Eukaryota, Viridiplantae, Streptophyta, Magnoliopsida, Brassicales, Brassicaceae.
UCAUUGAGGAUGAUUCUAUUAGGAAAGAUAAAAGCAGAGGUGUUGAAGAACUUGAACAUGGAGACAGAGUCAUGUUCCAUCUGUCUUGAGAAUCUCUCCGGUCCGAAACCUUGCGGCUUCAUGACACGCAUGACUUGUUCCCAUGUAUUUCACGGUUUUUGUCUCUUGGAGUGGUUCAAGCGUAAACACACUUGUCCGUUGUGUCGGACUGUGCUCUAG